AUGAGAAAGAAUUUCGUAACAGCUCUCUUUUUGAUACAUUUUUCCAAAUGUGUCAAACUUCCCCCAAGUUUCAAAAAAUGUGACUUGAGAGACAAUAACUACAACGAAUGUUUGGGGAAAGCGGUCCAAAAUGCCAUCGAGCAGUUGACCAGUCCCAUGGAGGCCGUUGGUUUACCCGAUUUGGAACCACUCGAAGUCCCAUCGAUGGUCAUAGGAGCUGGUAGUGGAGCUGUUCAAUUCCAACAAAACUAUUUCGAUAUCAAAAUCGGUGGUUUGACGAAAAUUGACUCACUUCAAGUCAAUUUUGAUUUGGUGGAAAAACGCCUAACUUUGGACUUGCACUAUUCCCAAGUCAAAAUGGAGUUUCAUUAUGAAAUCAACGGGAAAAUGUUGUUGUUGCCGAUUUAUGGCAAAGGGCCAGGUUUUAUACACUUUUUAGGACGUCCUAGAUUCGUCUUCAAUUUCGAGUUACAAGAGUACCAGAAAAACAAGAAAAAAUAUUUCAAAGUGAACAACACAAGCUUAUUAAUGGAACCACAACUGAUCAAAUUUCAUCUGGAGAAUUUAUUCAAUGGUGAUAAGACUUUGGGCGAUAAUGUGGUCCAAGUCAUGAAUGACAAUUGGAGGGAAGUCUUCAAUGAUGUUAGAGGAAGCUACGAGGAGGCUUUUAGUCAAAUCUUUGGCGCUAUUUUUAACAAUCUCUUAAAUAAAAUACCAAUUGUUGAGCUGUUUGACGGUUGGGGUCUGUAA
Molecule: messenger RNA, 750 nt
Organism: Tribolium madens (black flour beetle)
Lineage: Eukaryota; Metazoa; Arthropoda; Insecta; Coleoptera; Tenebrionidae
Product: protein takeout-like
Exons: 3
Coding region: 1-750 (249 amino acids)
Source: RefSeq, a predicted model, not a curated record